GCUCGCAGACAGCCGUCAUGGACCAGUAACCGGGGGAAACGGCGGAGGCAUAUCAGGACCGCAUGCUGGCUUUGAUCAAAGAAGCCAAGCAGCGGGCGGAUGCAGUAGCAGCCGCAAAGAAGAAGAAGGCGGAGGAUGCCGAGCAGGCACGACUGCUAGCUCUUGAACAGCAGCGUCUGCAGGCCGAGGCAGCAGCGAAGGCUGCAGAUGAAGAACGAUUGAAGCGGCGUGAGAAGAUUUUCAGCGGGGAGCAAGCAUUACUCACAUUGGCAGCGGAAUGGYGAAYUGAGGCGGAGACAGGGAAGAUGGAGGAGAGCGAGACCAAGAUUGCCCUCCUCCUCUCCCAUCUCACGGACCUCCUGGCGACAUGCAUCGCGCAGCAGGAGGACAUUCACAGCCUCGAUGUCGAAGUCAAGAGUGUUCGCAGCCGCCCGCACCUCGUCAGCGAGUGCAAGCACCACGCGUACUUAUACUCCCGGUCGGGAGGCGCAUGCCAGGCAUGGCUGGACAAUCUCUUGUCCCAAUACGGGGUGGUCGCUGCCGAGUUACACACGAAGAUCAGUUGGGAAGACCUCAAGGCGGCGUGGCACAAGCGGUUCCAAGUGGAGCCGCCGGAGAUCAAGGCCAUGGACAAGCUCAUGACCUUCGAGCAAGGCUCGCUGCCAAGCGUCGACUGGAUUGCCGAGUACCAACGCUUGACAUCCGUCCCAGGUCUCCCGAUGGGCUUCAAAGCCAUCAAGCACUACUUCAUUUCGAGGUCGUGCCCGACGUUGAGCAACGCCUUGACGCAUGUCGAGGACUCACUGACAACGAUGGCGCAACUUUUCGACAAGGCCGCACAGAUUAUCAUCACGAACAAGGAGGCGAAGAACCUCACUCGUGCUGCGGCAAGCCCGAGUAAGGAUCAGCAUCGACCCAAGGUGGCCGUGGUUGCGGCGGCAUCGCCAAGCAGCCAAUCUAGCGAGGCGGAGUCUGCCAAUGAAAGAGACGGACUCGCAGCUGCCCAGGAUGGUGGCCGCCCCGGCCGAGGCCGAGGACGCGGCAAAUCGAAGACAAACACCACAUCAAACCCCGGCGGGGUGCCCUACCAAGGGGAAGGGCAAGCAGGGAAACUGAGCGCCGCCGAGAGUGAGUCGACGACACUCUGGACGCCCUCGGAAUCGGUUUCUUCGCGAGUGACCGGCCUUCAUUCCGGGGCGCAUGCGGAAGUCAACAGUCCUCUUCUCUAUUCUUUUGAGGACUAUGCUGCCCGGCUCGUUCCGGCGCUGGGAUCUUUUGCUCAAGGACAAGACGUGUGUGCGGCAUCUUCUCCGUCCGACAAUGGUUCUUCUUCGUCUUCAAGUGGUUCUUCACGGGAUUCGGCGUGCGGGUUCAACAUAGAGGAAUUGGACCCGCUCAAGUUUGGGGAUUUCGCAUGGCUUCCUCUCCCGACCACGGGCCGCUUACCGGGACCGCAAUGCGCAACACUCUGUGCCCAUCUUCACAAGUAUUUGUCCUUCUAUGCACCACCAACUUCGCCGACGGAUGACGAGGUCGCGGUGGGGGACAUCUUGGCAUAUGUUACCAAGGUGGCCCGCGAGUUUCGCACGCAGCGGUACGACGACAAUAAUGCACCGCUGAUGUAUGUCCGCAUCCAAGUUGGGCAGGCGUCCUGCAGCGCUUUGCUGGAUAGCGGCGCGACUCGCAACUUCAUGAGCCAAGCUUUUAUGCAAAGGGCUAGCCUCGGCGCGCAGGUUCGGAGGAAGGCAAACCCGACGGCGAUCAAGUUGACGGAUGGAAAGACGCAGCAACUWCUCGACCGUUACAUCGAGGCCGUACCGGUGUACUUCGCACCUCAUGCAUACGAACCGGUCAUGUUCGACAUCUUGGACACGGACUUCGAUAUCAUUCUGGGAAUGCCUUGGCUUGCAAGUGCGGAUCACACGGUCAACUUUCACCAGCGGACUCUCACCGUUCGCGACGCCUUCGGCGCCGAGGUGCCGUGUACUAUUCCUCUUCCUCACCCUUCGAUCCGGUGCCAAGUCGUGACGGCCAAAUCGUUCCGAACUACAUGUGCAUAUGAGCAACCCGAAGAGAUAGGCCUAUGUUUCUUGCGGACUAGCGCAGUAGCCGACUCUUCACCAUCGGACUUGUCUUCGGACCUCCGCAUGGUACGGCUGCUUGAUGAGUUCGCCGACAUCUUCGAGUCACCUACCGGUGUGGUGCCGGAUCGGCCGAUCUCUCACGAGAUCAUUCUUGAGGCCGGUGCCGUGCCGCCGAAAGGUUGCAUCUAUCGGAUGAGCGAGGAGGAACUGGAGGUCCUUCGCGCACAACUCGACGACUUGUUGGCCAAGGGCUGGAUCCGCCCUAGCAGCUCCCCAUAUGGAGCACCAGUUUUCUUCGUAAGGAAGAAGAACAAGGAUCUACGUCUGUGCAUCGACUACCGCAAGCUCAACGCGCAAACUGUGAAAAAUGCGGGGCCUCUUCCUCGUAUCGACGAUCUUCUUGAGCGACUGGGCGGUGCUAAGUUCUUUUCCAAGUUGGACUUGAAGUCGGGGUAUCAUCAGAUUUCGAUACGCCCGAAUGAUUGCUACAAGACCGCAUUCAAGACGCGGUAUGGGCAUUUUGAGUGGGUGGUCAUACCUUUUGGCCUCACCAAUGCCCCGGCAACCUUCCAGGCGGCCAUGACCCACGAGUUCCGUGUAUGUUGGAUCGGUUCGUGCUGGUCUACCUAGACGACAUUCUCGUCUACAGCCGGACUCUGGAGGACCAUCUUGAGCAUCUUCGACGUGUGUUGGAGACGCUCCGUCGUGCCAAGUACCAAGCCAACCGCGA
Messenger RNA from Chara braunii, 2814 nucleotides. The record is from the annotation of a GenBank genome assembly. NCBI's taxonomy places the organism in Eukaryota, Viridiplantae, Streptophyta, Charophyceae, Charales, Characeae.